GCAAUGUGUCCUGGAUGUCCUGCGGCUUCGCACCAAAACAAAACGUGUCGUCUCCACAGAAGUCAUGGCCACCAGAGUAGUUGCACUUGUUUGUCUUUUUUUCUUCGCUUAUUUUUCUCCAAACCUGGGAGAUAAAGUACUUUCACUCACGGAUGUAGAUUUUGACGACAAAGUGUUCGGAUCAUCCACGCAUUUUGUAAUGUUUUACGGCCCGUGGUGUGAAUACUGCAAGAGUUUCAUGCCAACAUGGAGUCUACUGGCAGACCACUACAGCAAAAUUCCUCACAGCGAACACGUAACUAUAGCUAAGGUUGAUUGUACAAAAGAGACUCCACUCUGUGCCAAACAAAAUAUUCGCGCAUAUCCAACGUUAAAGCUGUAUUACGACCAUGGUGAAAUCAAGAGAUAUAAUGGUAAAAGAAGAGUGGACGAUCUGAAGGCCUUCAUUGACAAGUUUGUAGUUACAUCAGAGCAAAAGGAAAAUGAGCAGUCAGAAACAAGUGAAUCUGAUAAUGGAUUAUACACACUGACUGCAGAGAACUUUGACAGACAUGUGGAAAUGGGACUUCAUUUUGUGAAGUUCUAUGCUCCAUGGUGUAGCCACUGCCGCAAGCUUGCGCCCACUUGGAAAGCAUUAGCAGAAUUUCAUAAAGACAGUGUAGAUGUAACAGUUGCCAAGAUUGAUUGUACAACUGAAAGCAAAAAAUGUACUGAACACAAUAUCCAUGCAUUUCCUACUCUCAAGUUGUUUAAAGAUGGAAGAGAGGUUGACAGUUAUGAUGGAUCCCGUUUGCUUGAUGAUUUGAAGAACUACUUGACUCUGAAGAUCUCGGAGCACAGUCUGUUAAGCAGUGCAACCACAGAAAACAGCGAGACAGCUGAGGAGGUCCCAUCAGAAGAUACUGAUGCCGACAUGAUUAAACCAUUCCAGCUAACUGACAGCAACUUUGAUGCCAUGGUCAGUGUUGGUACAACAUUUGUUGAAUUUUAUGUCCCUUGGUGUAUCCAUUGUCAAAAGCUCUCACCAGUUUGGGACCAGUUGGCAAACAAAUGCGCGGACAGGGCGUCUGGACCAAGAAUUGCUAAGGUUGAUUGCUCAGAAGAAGCUGAACUUUGUCAGAGUUUUGGGAUCAGUGGUUACCCGACGCUUAUUCUGUUUCGCAGAGGAACUCAGAAGCAGGAGUAUCGCGGACCAAGAGAUUUGGACAGUCUGUACAACUUUGCUGUCCAGCACCAUGAUGAGUUGUAGCUCCUAGGAUGUAGCCAAUAACCAAGCAGAAUAUAAUUUAUGUCUCUACCGUCGACCAAUCAGAUGCGUCGGUAUAUAGAGCGUGUACCCUGAUCGGGGAAGAUAUGCAGUACGCGAACCAGAAACUGUCGCAAAGAAAAUAGUGAAGGAAUAGUGGUAGUUAUAGGAAGUGGUCGCGUUUCGUGGAAAUGCCUUCGUCAGGCACAAAACUUUGCUAUAGUAAUGCAUUGUUUAGAAACAUUUGUACAGGAAAAAAUUCUCUUUCAAUCAUUGUACUUACAUCGAGAUGAACUAAGUCGUGCAAUCUGAUUGUUAAGACGUGUUCCACGAGCAGUGAAAAACAAGGUGUCAGUAAUGACUCGGGGAUGAAGAUAGAAGAACGCAUAGGAAAACACUUUCGCCAAAAAUUAAGUUUAUUCUGGAAACGUAAAUUUACAUUCUCUAAGUUCUCUAAGUCUUCACUACACCUUUUUCAGAGUGUUUUAACAGGUUAACAGUUACCAUGAUACAGCAGCUUUCCAACAUUGCGACUUGACACAACUUGACACGUGACCCGAAACAAACUGACCGCACGACUAAACAAGGCGGGCUCAAACAAAGGUAUUGGUUUCUCAAGAAACUUUUGGGUUGCGACAACGGGAAGUGAUAAAACACUUAGGCGGCGUCCACACUGCGCCUUAGAAAUUUGAAAACGCAGCUUUACCUCUACGGUGAGAUCUACCGUCCACACCAAUCCGUCGCGAAAACGGAGCUUUUCGAAAACGCUCUUCAAACCGGAGGAUAUUGAAAACGCCGGCUUUUCGUUUUCGUGUUGACGGAAAACAUGUAGACAACAGAGCUUUUUGAAAACGAUGGUGUCACGAUUAUAAUUUAUUUUCCCUGCCCGAGUUUUCCUCAAACGCAAAUGCAAAAUGAUCGGCGAUUGUUGCGUUUUUAAAUUCCUCCGGCGUGUUGUGGACGGGCCCUUGAAUAUGUAUCAAUUUGAAGUUAACAAGGUAAAUUAACCACGGUGGCUAGGUUACCUUGAUUAUAAAUAUCUAGGGACUUAAAUAAAUCUACAUGUGUUUUUAAUCGGUGAAGGCUGGAUGCUGAUUGCUCAGUGUGGAAUUAGAGCUUCGCCAGAACUAGCGUCAAAAUAUCUUUGACGUUUUUAUGUUAUCGAUGAUUUAUGUUUUUCAUUCACUGUCCUCUUUCAUUUCCGACUACUGCCGAGCGCGCGGUUCCGUAUUAGCGAACCAUAGUUACCAUACUGAGUAAGAAGUCUCAUGAUACGAAACAGUGCUCGACAGUAGUCGGAAGCUGGGAGGAGCCGCCGAACAUUUGAUUGACGGUAGCGAAAAACGCAUUUUUCGGUUGAGCUUUGAAUUCUAGAGUCCGCAUGUUAUUGAAAGGCGCAGUAAUGGUUUUACUUUGGCGGGAAUAACUGAGUAUUCUUCGACACUUUACAACAUUUUUUCGCAAAAUGUAAAAGUGGCGAUACAACUUCCCCGCGAGCAAACAGUCAACGAUGAACAAACCACUGAUUUUCUGUAAUGACGAUUUAAACAAAAGAAAGUUAAAUAACGAAACAGAUAAACUUCAGUGUUCGCUGAAGACUAUACAAUGCAAACCUUACAGUUGUUUCAGAACUGAGUUAAUUUAAAUGAGAGGGAUGCUGAGGAAAAUACCUUAUUUAAAAUACAUCAAAUAUUUCGCUAACACGCGAUUGGUCUAAACGCGUCACGUGACUGAGUAUGCCCCAGUUAAAACUGGGAAAUAUCCGAGUGAUAUUCCUCAAUUUUCAAAUUCCGCGUGUUGCAUGAAUAUUUGAUGCAUAAUAAACACAAUAGCCUUCAUUUGACUUUCAAAAUACGCUGAAAUAUUUGCCCGUGGACAUUAUCUGUUCCUCGAAGCUCACAAUUUUCAUCAGAUUAUGUCCACAGACAAAUAUCCGAGCAUAUUUUCGCGGCAAAUGAAGGCUAUUGUUUAUAUAAAUAUGAAAGAGAGUACAUCGUAAAUAGGUUAUCUUGACCUGUUAAAAUAAACUCUUAAAUUUAAGUCUCAGGCUUUCAUAUAAUCAUAAUGCUAUUAAUAAAUAAGAACUUCUUACACAUACUGUACAAAUCAAAAUAUACCAUACAAUCAAUAAUAUUCGAAAAAGUGGUAUCCUUUUGUAUGGAAAGACUACCUUAAAUCUUUCAUCUUAGGGUAUAACCAUAAGCGGUUAUACGCAACGUCAUGACUAAAGACUGUAUGAAAUCCUAACACUCUGUUGUAAGACCAUUCAAAUGAAAGCUAUUGAGCAGUA
Orbicella faveolata is the source of this 3536-nucleotide messenger RNA. RefSeq names its product thioredoxin domain-containing protein 5-like. The record is from RefSeq and is a predicted model, not a curated record. Gene Ontology annotation, biological process: protein folding. Gene Ontology annotation, cellular component: endoplasmic reticulum. Gene Ontology annotation, molecular function: protein disulfide isomerase activity. Lineage: Eukaryota; Metazoa; Cnidaria; Anthozoa; Scleractinia; Merulinidae.